This is a messenger RNA of Centropristis striata (black sea bass), 2099 nucleotides long. It is a transcript of the gene plagl2, whose product is annotated as pleiomorphic adenoma gene-like 2. Gene Ontology annotation, biological process: regulation of transcription by RNA polymerase II. The transcript has 3 exons. The record is from RefSeq and is a predicted model, not a curated record. Gene Ontology annotation, cellular component: nucleus. NCBI's taxonomy places the organism in Eukaryota, Metazoa, Chordata, Actinopteri, Perciformes, Serranidae. The coding region runs from base 275 to 2089 and encodes 604 amino acids. Gene Ontology annotation, molecular function: DNA-binding transcription factor activity, RNA polymerase II-specific; RNA polymerase II transcription regulatory region sequence-specific DNA binding.
ACAGUGUUUCCCACUCACCGCCAACCGAAGCUGUUGGGACCGGGUGAGGAGGAGACGAGAGCCUGAAGAAGCAGAAAGAGAGAGAGAAAGUACAGAGAAAGACGAGAAGUAUUUCAGGUUUUGCCUCCAUGUUCCUGCUGGAUUGUUGUCCAUUCCUGAGCUGUUGAGCUUCUUCUUUUCCACUCGACGGCCCGUACCAGUUCCCACGUUGAGCCUGCUGCGAGGCAGGGGAGCCACCAGCACAUCGUCAUGGCAGCGGCACUCUAGGGCUGCCAUGGCAGCUGCUGCCGCUGAUGCCUCACAACGUAUUACCACACUGACACCGGAGGAAGAGGGACGACGGACUGCCGCCAAGCUGUACGGGAGCGCCGCCCCGCUGCCACGGAUAGAGAGAGAGAGAGAGCGAGAGAGGGAGCGAGAGAGGGAGAGAGAGAGGGAAGGAGAAGGAGAAGACGUAGGGAAGGCGAGUGGGAACGAGUGUUUGGUGUGCGGGGCUCUGUUCGCCUCCAAGGAGAAGCUCCGCCUCCACGCCUUGAGUCACACGGGAGAGAAACCCUUCCACUGCUCCCAGCCACACUGUCCCAAGGCCUUCAGCUCCAAAUACAAACUCUUCAGGCAUAUGGCCACACACUCUCCACAGAAGACCCACCAGUGUUCGUUCUGUGAGAAAAUGUUCCACCGCAAAGAUCACCUGAAGAACCACCUGCAGACCCAUGACCCCAACAAGGAGGCCUUCAAGUGUGAGGAGUGUGGGAAGCACUACAACACCAAGCUGGGAUACAAGCGCCAUGUGGCCAUGCACUCUGCCACGGCGGGGGACCUCACCUGUAAGGUGUGCAUGCAGAGCUACGAGAGCACGCCGGUGCUGCUGGAGCACCUGAAGAGCCACUCGGGGAAGUCUUCAGGGGGAACCAAGGAGAAGAAACACCCGUGUGACCACUGCGACCGCCGUUUCUACACCCGGAAGGACGUGAGGCGCCACAUGGUGGUCCACACGGGCCGCAAGGACUUCCUGUGCCAGUACUGCGCCCAGCGCUUCGGCAGGAAGGACCACCUGACGCGCCACGUGAAGAAGAGCCACUCGCAGGAGCUGCUGAAGAUCAAGACGGAGCCCCCCGACAUGUUGGGUCUGCUGGGGUCGGGGUCCCCGCCCUGCUCCGUGAAGGAGGAGCUCAGCCCCAUGAUGUGUGGCAUGGGGCCCAACAAAGACCCCAUGAUGGGCAAGCCCUUCCCCAGUGGGGCCCCGUUCCCCAUGGGCAUGUACACCCCCCACCACCUGCAGGCCAUGUCUAACUCCGGGGUGGGCCCCCCUCACCCGUCCCUCAUGCCCGGGCCCCUGUCUGCAGCCAUGGGCAUGGGCUGCCACAUGGAGUCCCCUGGGUCUCUGCACCCACACUCCCACCACCACCACCACCAUCACCACCACCACCACCACCACCAUUCCCCCCCGCUGCCCCCCCACCACCAGCCCCUGGCUCCCCAGCAGCAGCACCAGCCCCAGCAGGCCCCCAAGUACCAGCUGGGAUCUACCUCAUACCUGCUGGACAAGCCCUUGAAAGUGGAGAUGGAGAGCUUCCUCAUGGACCUGCAGAGCGGCUCCCCCGGCCCGGCCCCCUCUGCAGAGCCACAUGCUGCUGCCUCGCCCCCCAAGGACGGGCUGGAGCCCACCUCGGGCCUGGUGGAGGAGCUCUGCGGUGGGGACCACCUCCUGUCCAAGAGCCCCGCGGUGAUCGCUGAGUCUCUGUGUGCUGCUAACAUGGACUUCUCCCACCUGCUGGGCUUCCUGCCCCUCAACCUGCCCCCCUACAGCGCCCCCAUGAGCACGGGAGGGCUGGUGAUGGGCUACACCUCGUCAGCGACCCCCUCCUCUUCCUCCUCCUCUUCCUCGUGCUCAUCUCUGCACGCUGCCGAGCCCCACGCUGCAGCUGCCGUCGCCACAGCACCUCUUACCUCUUUGCAACCGCAACCUCAGGAGCCACAGAGCUCCAGUGGGGGUCUGGGCCUCGGACCCCUGCACCCCCUACCACCAGUAUUCAGCUCCAGCCUUAGUACCACCACACUGCCUCGCUUCCACCAGGCCUUCCAGUGAGGCGCCCGGC